AUGUUGUUGGGCUUGCGACCCCCCUGUUGUGACCAGGACAGCAGCAGCAGCCGGGGGGUCGCUGUCGCUUGCGUCUGGGAGGAUCGACGAGCGCACUGCUCGGAUGCACCCGGCAUGGACAGCAUCGCCCGGGUGUUCACGGUCGGAAACGGCUGUAAAGCGGUCCGUUAUGACGAUGAAACCACCGUCGAGAUCAAUUGGACGGAGUACUUACUUCUCGUAUCACCACCACAGAUCCACGAGUACUUAGUAAAAGAUCCACAAGUCGCGGUUCCUAGCACGGAAUACAUGAAAGAAGUUAAUCAAGUUCUCAGUGAAACUACGCCAAGAACUGUAACCAACUAUGUUAUGGUUCAGUACAUACUAUCAUGGUUACCAUUACUAGAGAAAAAGUACAACGAUUUAUUACAAUGGUUUGGCUUUUCAUCGGUCGACUUAACAACUCCACGGAACAGAAGCGAAGUAUGCUUUUCUGAAACUAAGAAGCACUAUCCAAUAGCCAUGUUCGCAAUGUACGCACGUUCCAGGACAACCAAA
Molecule: messenger RNA, 537 nt
Organism: Ostertagia ostertagi
Lineage: Eukaryota; Metazoa; Nematoda; Chromadorea; Rhabditida; Trichostrongylidae
Source: the annotation of a GenBank genome assembly